CUUUGCGUUGUUCAUCAUGUCACAGGACUCUCAGUCUCAGCCUCAGGAUUCUGAUCUAGAGAGCCCGAGUGAUUCGACGCAACGUGAAAAUCCUCAAGGCGCUCCGAAUAAAUUACUAGCUUGUUAUGCCUGCCUACCCGAACCCUUGCGAAAAGCUCUAAAUUGGAUGAGUGACAAUAUUGAUAUAGAAUCCAAUUGGGGCCGCGGGCUAUAUAUUGCGGCUUAUAUGAUUGUUAUCUUAAUGCAUCCUUUGCAUUACUACGCUUAUGAGAUCAAUUUCGAUCAAAAUUGCCUCGAAAUCGUCAAUGAAUUAAAUGCCACGAUUGCUGCUGUCGUCUUCUUUAAUUUUUAUAUGCUGCUCUAUACUCCCAAUUGUUUAAAAAAUACCUUUUCAUCUAAUCCUGGUUCUAAAACCGCGAUCGGACAUUUCUUCUUUAUUCAAAUACCAGUAUUGUUCAUGACAUUGACGGUACUUCCUUAUUUGACAACGGGAGCGAAAGACCAGAUCUUUUUGGCGGCAGCUGACUUGUUUCUUUUCGGAUAUAUUCUACUGGUUAUUGGACUGUCAUUAACUAUUAAAAGAGCUACUGAGAUUAAUGGCUUUUUUGCCGAAGCUAAGUGGGUCAAAGCUGUAUUCAAUCUUUUUCUUUACCUGCUUGGGGGUCAUGUAGGUUACUUCAGUCACCACUUAUUUUUGCUAAUUUACUUGAGUAUCACAGAUGUCACGAUUUAUAAACAAAAUUCAACACAUAAACACUACAUUGAGAUAGCUUCUGAAUAUGAUGACAACUCACCAUUUUCUUCCAUCACAGACAAAGCAUAA
Pistacia vera is the source of this 823-nucleotide messenger RNA. RefSeq lists its product as uncharacterized. The transcript has 4 exons. Lineage: Eukaryota; Viridiplantae; Streptophyta; Magnoliopsida; Sapindales; Anacardiaceae. The record is from RefSeq and is a predicted model, not a curated record. Bases 17 to 823 code for a protein of 268 amino acids.